GCCUCCCACCACACCCACAGAAAAACCCAACCCAGCAGAGGUUACGACGAUGACGAUGAUGUCUAUGACAACGAAGACAAUGACCCAACCAAGUUCAUUAUCAAGCGCUGUAACUGGAAAGGCAACGGAAAGGAUUUCAUUAGCAGAAUGGCAUGCUAUGGUCUUCGCCAAACUCGGGUUGCUUGUUGACCUCAUCCAGAUAAUGUAUCAGAAUCGAAAAGAAUCUCCAUUUCAAACUCGCCCCGCCACCAAGGCCAUUUCCGUCGCAGCAGUAUGCAUUUCUGGCUUCGCAGCAGCAGCUCUACUCAAAUCCAAAGCAGUGAGAGUGGAGGAGGAGGAGGAGGAACAAACCACUGGGCAUUUUCUCUACUGCCAUCGAAUCCUCAACAUGCUUGUCCUGAUCUCAGGUGUUGUUACCAUGUCCUGCCUUGUGUCCGUCUUCAUCCCAGAUGGGCUUGGUUGGAUUGUGUUUGUCUCAUGUGCUAGUUCCAUCUCUGCUCUAGUCGUGGGUUGGCAUUUCCUUUUUCUACCCAUUUUCAAAAGAACCAAAUCCGGCCAUGGUGAAUCGAGGCCCAGCAUGGUGUAGUUCUCCAUCUUUAUCACAUUUGUCCCAUUUCCACUGUCUCUAAUCCUUAUACAUACAUAUGUAGUAGCAAAAAUAUCCGUGCUAUAUAUGGGAUGAACCAAGAUAAAAUAUUAGUAAAAGCUGUAUUAUGGUCGAAUACUAGGUCUAUAGCUUAAAUAAAUUUAUGAAUUCCCUUUUUAAUCAUAUCAUGUGUGAAGCAUCAUAAUGUAGAACCCUUAAAAGUGAUGAGAAUAGAGGUCUUGUUGUAAACUUAUGUUGGCCUUAUAUGCUAAUUGCAACUUUUUACCAUUUUAAAUACUGUUUCUUGCAUUACAAACACUGUCACACCAGUCACCAUGUAUGUCUCCUCCAAAUGAAAUUUGAAGUGAUGAGAAUAGAGGCUUGUUGUAAAUUCAUUGGCCUUAUAUAUAUGCUAAUUGCAACCUUUUACAAUUUUAAAUACCGUAUCUUGCAUUACGAACACUAUCACACUCACCAUGCGUGUCUUCUCCAAAUUAAUGUAAUCGAAAGCGAUGAGAAUAGAGGCUUAUUGUAAACUCAUUGGCCUUAUAUAUGCGUUAAUUGCAACCUUUUACAAUUUUAAGUACCGUUUCUUGCAUUAUGAACA
Rhododendron vialii is the source of this 1193-nucleotide messenger RNA. RefSeq lists its product as uncharacterized. The record is from RefSeq and is a predicted model, not a curated record. Lineage: Eukaryota; Viridiplantae; Streptophyta; Magnoliopsida; Ericales; Ericaceae. Bases 50 to 586 code for a protein of 178 amino acids. The transcript is spliced from 3 exons.